AUGGAUGCCCCGGCUUUGAGAUGUGAACGCUGCUCGAUGAUGUUCUCGCGGCCCGCACAUUUAUGGAGACAUAAAUUUACUCGUAAGCAACAUGCACGUCCUUUUUGGGGCCUACGAUUGGACACUGAUCAGACCGUAGAUUCCCCAACCCAUGAGUUUCAAUGCUCGUUCUGUCUUACGACACUUACUCGCAGGCAUGUUGCCCUAGUCCGGCUUUCAGACAGCUUGCGAAAACACUUGAGGUCAUGUUUGCUUCGAAAGGUAACCGGAGAGCCUAUGCCCGAUCCCGAGUCGCGCGGAAGAAAGCGGCGCGCAUGUUACAACUGCUCCUCUAGCAAGAGGGCGUGCAGUUUCGACGCCCCGUGCAAGACGUGCGUCCGCAAAGGACUUUCCUGCUCAUAUCCUGAACCGACAUCUAAUCUGAAUGCAAACCUGAGUCGUGAUUGCAGGGACCUCUGGGGAGGCACAGAUGAAUUGCCUGAAUCUGCAGAGGAGAGCUUAGACGCGGGCCGUGCUGUAUCACGGAUGGCAGAAGAAGAUCCCGAUUUGCAUGCCUGCCAUGCUUCUGCCGCAGAGGUCGGCACGAGUGACCAAACCGGCACGCAAACGAAUGCCCCAUCAGCUCUGACGCCGCUAUCCUGGCCAGUUUCCUUUCAAAGAGAUCACCAGCUGGACUCUCCCGGUUCUUAUCCACAGGUGUUAAACUACAUCGUAGGAAGCUGUUACUUAGAGAACGAAAGGUUCGAGUUCCUCAUGAACUUUGAUACCGGAGCUGGGAUCCGCCGGGUCUUCAAUUUCGUGACUUCUGUCGAGGUCAGCUGUUCGAUAUUCGAUCUUGAUGUGGCAUUUCAACCGGCCGACUCGGAGCGGCAUGAUGUCUCCAAUGUGUGUGGGCAGGGUCCAGUAGACCCUGUAGACCUUGUCCAAUCGGUAGAAUGGCUAUAUGAUCCCCUCUUACCCCAGUCGAAGGCCGUAUGGGAGAAGCUUCUUGGUAUAUCUCAGAUAGGUUCUACGGGGCCCGUAUUCACCAACCGAAGCGAGGCAGACGAGUGCAUCAAGUUGUUUAACCCUAAAAGCCUACGUAUACUCUUGAGCGAAUACUGGAACAGCUGGCACCAUCACUGUCCUAUAAUCCACCGUCCAAGCUUGGACCUCCUCGACAUUCCGGUAGAGAUGAUGAUUGCUAUGUGCCUUCUCGGGGCAUGCUCAUCUCCCGAGGGCGGAGAUGCUAUCAAAGCACAGAAGUGGUUAGAUGCAACCGAGACCCUGGUAUUUUCAAUCCCGUGGCUCUCUAGGACCGAAGUCAAAGGUAUAUCUGAGCCAACUGAGACACGCCUCACCAAAGUGCGGUUGCUGCAGACAGCCCUUCUGGUAUGCGUACUUCAAACCUGGGAGGGCACUGAGUCGGCACGGUUAAGAGUCAGAGAACUUCGUUAUCCAUUUCUCGUUCAGGCGUCCCGUGAGCUACGAACUGUCGGCUUAGAUCUAGAGAAUAGUCCGGAGAUCUUCGAGACACAGUUUGACUGGGAGGAGUUCAUAAUCGAAGAGCAGCUAACACGGGUCAAGACUUUUAUUUUCCUUCUCGACACCGCUUUCACCAUCUUUCACAGUACCCCUCCCCGUGUCACAAUUCCGGACCUAAAGUUCCCCUUUCCUUGUCCUGAUAUCUACUUCCAUGUUGAUGACAAGGAGCAUUUGCUUGCCGCUAUUCGGAAUAAUAACCAAGAUUUCUACGGAUGUAGACGUACAUUGAUUUCACAGGCUGUACAAACCCUAUGUGAGGGUUCAUCACGCACAAGUAUCCCGCCACGUCAAAUGAAAGGACUGGAUGGCUUCAUCCUAAUAUCAGCGCUGCAUUCAGUGAUAUUCCAACACGAAGUUUCUUCCUUACUAUCGCAAAGUGUAAGCUCAUCCAUUGCUCAAGCCUUGGAGAAGUGGCUCCAAAUGUGGGAGCACGACAUGUCGCAUCAAGAAUCGCACCUCGUGUCUCGCUCGACGCUUUUACCACACGGAGCCGCCAUGGCAACCGGAUUCACUCGGCAUUCUUAUGAGUAUUUUAGCCUCGCCUUGGUUAAGUUGAAUAGACUACAUGAUCUUCAAGGUAGGGAACAAACUGGACCCUUGAACGAUUUCGGCGAGGGAAACGUGAAGCGUUUAAUCAGCAGCGCU
Clonostachys byssicola is the source of this 2169-nucleotide messenger RNA. The record is from the annotation of a GenBank genome assembly. Lineage: Eukaryota; Fungi; Ascomycota; Sordariomycetes; Hypocreales; Bionectriaceae.